Penicillium maclennaniae is the source of this 570-nucleotide messenger RNA. Its product is annotated as GFA family protein. The coding region runs from base 1 to 570 and encodes 189 amino acids. Gene Ontology annotation, molecular function: carbon-sulfur lyase activity. Lineage: Eukaryota; Fungi; Ascomycota; Eurotiomycetes; Eurotiales; Aspergillaceae. The transcript has 2 exons. The record is from RefSeq and is a predicted model, not a curated record.
AUGCCUAUGUAUGAACUGUUCCCUAUAACUCAGUUUUUCAAGCAAUCCGCUAUCCCUCGUUUCCACGGCACUAACAGAAAACCCAGGAAACUCGAGGGAAGCUGCCAAUGCGGCGGCAUCGAAUUCACCCUCCAGUCCCAGACGCCCGUGCCAUACCAGCUCUGCGCCUGCAGCAUCUGCCGCAAGGUCGGCGGAUACAGCGGCAGCGUAAACCUCGGCGGCAUCGCCGACAGCCUCGAGAUUCUCAAAGGCAAGGACCUGAUCAAAAAAUACUCCGGAAUUAAAGAUCGUGGCACACCUAACGAAGAGCGCUGCUCCUCCGAGCGCAACUUCUGUUCGAUCUGCAGCACCAUGCUGUGGCUGUGGGAUCACCACUGGCCCGAACUUAUUCAUCCGUUUGCUUCUGCUAUCGAUACCGAGCUGCCCGUACCGGAUGAAAUGGUCUGUGUUAUGGGUGGAUCGAAGCCGGAGUGGGUACGGUGGCCCGAGGGGAAGAAGAGUGUGCAUGAGCUUUACAACGAGGAUAGUAUCGAGGGGUGGCAUAAAAAACAUGGGGUUUUCGUCGAGUGA